Pollicipes pollicipes is the source of this 966-nucleotide messenger RNA. RefSeq names its product fibrous sheath CABYR-binding protein-like. The coding region runs from base 61 to 966 and encodes 301 amino acids. NCBI's taxonomy places the organism in Eukaryota, Metazoa, Arthropoda, Thecostraca, Pollicipedomorpha, Pollicipedidae. The record is from RefSeq and is a predicted model, not a curated record. The transcript has 6 exons.
CCGGCGGAGCCCGAGGAGGAGGACCCGGAAAUACUGGCCAAGAGACAAGCGGUCAAGGACAUGAUGCUGGAGGGAGAGUGCGCCCUGGUCGCCAUCUUGGACUCGGAAUACAGCGAAGACAAACCCUACCGCUGGCUCACCCUGUACCUGGGCCAAGCACCAGCGCCGCCUCCCGAGAUCCAGCUGGAAGCUGAAGUUGCGCCGGCCGCCGCUGGAGGGCAGGAGGGUGGUGACCAGUCAGCGGAUGGCGAGGCGGCCGAGAGCGGAGAGGAGGGCGAGGAUGGUGCAGCGGAGGAGGAGCCGCCAGCGGAGGAGCCGCCAGCGGAGGAUGCACCAGCGGAGGAGGCUCCAGCGGAGGAGGCUCCAGCAGAUGAGGCACCAGCGGAGGAAGCGCCAGCGGAGGAAGAGGAGGGCGAGCCCCUGCCGACCAUCGAAGAGCAGCUGCAGGAGCUGCUGGAGGACCUCAGUCCUGCCGCGUGGACACCUCCUACCGUGCUCGGUCAGUGGGCCGCCCUGCGCAAGUACUUCCCCGAGCUGUACCGGGCGGCGCCGGCGCCGCCGGCGGAGCAGGUGGCGUUCGUCAUCUUCCCGGCCAGCCGCGAGGAGGCGCCGCAGCUGCUCCUCGACGCCGGGUUCCGCGUCCUGCACUCGGGCUCCGACGCCCUCAUAGAGGAGGUAGCCGAGCAGCUGGUGGCCAGCCUGGAGGGCGGCCAGAGCCAGAUCCCAGAGCUGGUGGCGGAGCCGGUGUACGCGGUGGCACUGGCGUGCGCCGGCGACGCCGCCCUCUCCGCCAUGGUCAACAUGGACCCGCUCUACCUGUCCGACGGCCCCGCUCAAGCCGACCUGGACGCCAAGCUGGUGUUUGCCUCUUGGGGUGUCGAGAUCGACACUCUGCUGGCCCCACCUGCAGAGGGCGCACCACCAGCGGAGGGUGCUGCUGAGGGGGCGCCGCCGGCGGAGGUUUGA